GAGUUUCAUUGGCGAAUAGGCGAAGGAAAUGAAGCUUUUCUCGUCUACUACUCCUUCCUUUCUUCUCUCAACUCUCUCUCUCUCUCUCUCUCUCUCUCUCUCUCUCUAAAAUCCCCGUCUAUUUCUCUCUCUCUCUGUUCGCAAGAUUUUAGUCUCUUGAAGAAUUCAAGGUGUCAAUAGCAAAGAAGGAGAACUAAUUUCUUUGGAUGGGUAAUAAACUUGGGAGGAGGAGGCAAGUGGUAGAUGAAAAAUUCACAAGGCCACAAGGGCUGUAUAAUCAUAAAGAUGUUGAUCAUAAAAAGCUGAGGAAGCUUAUACUCGAAUCGAAGCUUGCUCCUUGCUAUCCUGGAGAUGAAGAAACUGCAUUGGAUCGGGAAGAAUGCCCAAUUUGCUUUCUGUAUUAUCCAAGUCUAAACAGAUCAAGAUGUUGCACAAAAAGUAUUUGUACAGAGUGCUUUUUGCAGAUGAAAGUUCCGAAUUCAACUCGGCCUACCCAAUGUCCCUUUUGCAAAACAGCAAAUUAUGCUGUGGAGUAUCGUGGCGUUAAAUCAAAAGAAGAAAAGGGGUUGGAGCAGAUUGAAGAGCAACGCGUUAUAGAAGCCAAAAUUAGGAUGCGACAGCAAGAACUUCAGGAUGAAGAGGAAAGAUUGCAUAAAAGACUAGAAACAGGAUCUGCCAAUGUGAAUGUGGCAGUUGCAGAUGUUGAAUACAGCACAAAUGCAGCAGCUGCAUCUUCAGUUUCUGUUGUUGAACAUGAGGAAAUUGUUUCAUCUCAAGACUCAUGUGCCACCUCUAUGUUUAGACCACCGCCUCCAACUGUGAGGACCAAUAGAGAUGAUGAAUUUGAUGUUGAUCUUGAAGACAUAAUGGUCAUGGAAGCAAUCUGGCUUUCUAUUCAGGAGAAAGGCAAGCAGAGAAAUCUAUCUUUCCCCGAUGUUACUUCUGGACAAUACGUAGCUGAUCCUCACUAUGCUUUACCUGUCAUGGAUCUACAGACUGGAUCAUCCUCAUCCCCGUCUGGCGGUCUUGCUUGUGCCAUUGCAGCUCUUGCUGAGCGUCAACAAGUAACUGGAGAUUCAUCUACAAUCUCCACCAGUGAAAACACAUCAUUUAACACACAAGGUUCCAGAAGGUAUUAUAACAGGAUUGGUAGAGAUAUGGUUAGUUAUACACCUACAGACAACCUCAAUGAGGUGCCGACAAAUGAUACUGUCAUGACUAGGGGUCAUGGUGAAUGGGACAUAGUUCAUGGACAGGAGGUGGCUCAAACGUCAACUAGCUAUGCCAGCUCUGCUGCAGCUGAAGAUGGUGAUGAGAUAUCGUUGCCACAAUCUGGGGACAUUGAUGGAGGCCUUCAAAGUACUACAAACCCCAUCGUUCCCGAGAGUUUUGAGGAGCAGAUGAUGCUAGCUAUGGCUGUCUCUUUAGCUGAAGCUCAAGCAAUGUCAAGUGGACAUGGUGCUUCAUGGCAGUAGUUUUUGGUCGAGGUACUGUUCAAUCUUUGUUGAAAGUCAUGAUGCUUGUUGUGGCUAUUUGGCUGGCUGAGUCUUGCGUUGGGAGUUUAAGCAGAUCACACACGUGUGCAAUGUGUUCGAUCAGGUAGUGAUUCUCUCUUCUCAUGCGAAUCUAUGUAUAUAGAUGUCAAAGGAAAACUAUUAAUUCCAGUUGAUCAAAGCUUGUUGCUUUAUGCCAUUUUUUAGAAAAAAAAAAGUGUUUGAUGCCCUGUGCCUCCCUCCUUAUUGGUUUUCUGUAUAUAGUUUUAUAAAAUUUCAAUAGUUUUUUUGAAAGAUGUCU
Messenger RNA from Arachis duranensis, 1794 nucleotides. RefSeq names its product E3 ubiquitin-protein ligase DA2L. The record is from RefSeq and is a predicted model, not a curated record. Gene Ontology annotation, cellular component: cytoplasm. The transcript has 9 exons. Bases 207 to 1475 code for a protein of 422 amino acids. Lineage: Eukaryota; Viridiplantae; Streptophyta; Magnoliopsida; Fabales; Fabaceae.